GAGGCUCCCUGGGCAAGACGGCGACACGGCCUGUUAGGCGCUCCUCCCGGCAUUCCUAGGCCGAGGCGAGACGAUGGGGACGCAGCGGGGCCGAGCAGGAGGCCGGGGCUGAGGUCGGGCUCCGCGGGGGAACAUGGAGACGUGGCGUUGCGUGCGGAGAGGCUACGGCCGCUGUGUGGUGGGCAGAGGCCGAUACUCCAUGUUUCCCCAUCACCUGAAGAGUUUGGGCAGAGACUGGACCUCACCAUGGGAGGAUCUGCAAAGGUGUUGUUGGAGCAGACACAUUUCUAGUUGCAUGAGAUGGCCUGGACACUACUCACGAGCACCGUACCCGUACUUCAGUAGUCGGCAUUUUUCACUAAAUUGCAGACCAUCUUGUUUGUUUGAGUCUAGAACUCAGUUUCAGUACUAUAAUUGGAGACCUGACCACCUGAGCCAGACCUCCUUGAUUCAUCUCUCUAGUUACGUCAUGAACUCUGAAGAUGAGCCUUCAUCCAAACGAAGAAAACACCAAGGCGCAAUAAAAAGGAGUUGGGAAUAUUUAUGCAGCUGUAAUACAGAUAAAACAACGGUCCUCGAAGACAAAAAUGUUGACUGCAAAUGUGAAGACAGUGAAAAUGAGUUUGACUUUUCAGUGAUGUCCUAUAACAUACUUUCCCAAGACCUACUGGAAGCGAAUUCGCACCUGUACAGACACUGCCGGCGCCCAGUACUGCACUGGCGUUUCAGGUUUCCCAAUAUUCUGAAGGAGAUUAAGCACUUUGAUGCAGAUGUGCUUUGUUUGCAAGAAGUUCAAGAAGAUCAUUAUGGAGCAGAAAUCAGGCCGAGCCUGGAGUCACUGGGUUAUCACUGUGAAUAUAAGAUGCGGACAGGACGGAAACCUGAUGGCUGUGCAAUCUGCUUCAAACAUUCCAAAUUUUCACUCUUGUCAGUCAACCCAGUCGAGUUCUGCCGCCGAGAUAUUCCUCUGUUGGACAGAGACAAUGUUGGAUUAGUGUUACUCUUGCAGCCCAAAAUUCCCUGUGCUGUCUCUCCUUCGAUCUGUGUAGCUAACACACAUCUGCUGUACAACCCCAGGCGAGGUGAUAUUAAGCUGACCCAGUUGGCAAUGUUGCUGGCAGAGAUUUCCAGUGUGGCCCAUCGGAAAGAUGGCAGCUUCUGCCCCAUUGUCCUGUGUGGUGACUUUAAUUCUGUUCCUGGUUCUCCACUCUAUAGUUUCAUAAAGGAAGGGAAAUUGGAUUAUGAAGGACUUGCGAUCGGAAAGGUGUCUGGCCAGGAACAGUCUUCACGGGGACAAAGAAUUUUAUCUAUACCAAUUUGGCCCCCAAACCUAGGUAUCUCACAGAACUGUGUGUAUGAGGUGCAGCAGGUACCAAAAGUAGAAAAGACAGAUGGCGAUCUGACUCAGGCACAGCUGGAGGAAACAGAGGUCGUAGUGACAGCUGAAAAGUUGUCCUCCCACCUGCAGCACCAUUUCAGCCUGUCGUCAGUCUACUCACACUACUCUCCUGACACUGGUGUGCCAGAAGUCACCACCUGCCAUUCCCGAAGUGCCGUAACUGUUGAUUACAUUUUCUACUCUGCAGAGAAGGAGGAUGCCGCGAGGGAUCCAGGAGCCGAAGUUGCUUUGGUUGGUGGCUUGAAACUUCUCGCCAGACUGUCACUACUUACAGAACAAGACCUGUGGACUGUUAAUGGACUUCCCAAUGAAAACAACUCCUCAGAUCAUCUGCCUUUACUGGCUAAAUUUAGACUUCAGCUUUGACGCUACUUUGAUUAUACAUACAAUUUUCUUUCUAAUUUAUAUCCUUUUCAAAGACUGUAAAGGUAUUCUUAACUGUUUGCAUGCUGUUCAUUUGUGCUGUGGGGUUUCUGAAUUUGCUAUAUGCUUGAAACACCAGAAGAAACAAGUUUACAAGUUUUUUUUAAUAAUGAAAUAUUUUCCUGACAAUUGAUAUCUAAACACUCUUCAUUGUAAAAAAGAUGUAAAUAAUUUGUAUUCUGUAUCUUAGUAAAGCUGACACUUUUCAGAAUAUAGUUCAUCUUUGAUCCUCCAGAUAGGAAUUUGGCAAGCUUUGCCAUGCAAGCUCUAACAAAGCACGGGCUGCCGCCUUUUCAGGUCUGAGUUCCUUGGGAGAGAGAAGCCUGUGUUGAGUCCUGAUUAGUUCAUUUUAGAAAUCACUGGAUCUUCAGUCACUGGUAUCCGGGCAUUUUAGCUUCUGAAGAGGCUUGAUAAUGUUCCUAAAUUGUACAAAAUGCUUGAUCAAUCUUAUAACCGUCCUGAGCCAUGUGAUGUGUCUACAAUUUGUUGGGGAAAUAGUUGGAAAAUGUAGGUCAGUUUGAUAAGAGGACAAAACCCUUAGCCAGAUGUAGUGGUAUACACCUAUAAUCCCAGCACUUGGGAAAUGCAGGCAGGAGGAUUAAUAGUUCAAGGCCAGCUUCUGCAACAUAGUGAGUUUGAGGCCAGCCUGGGCUACAUGAGACCCUGUCUCAAAAACAACAGAAAAAGAGGACACAGACCUUUAUGUGAACCCACUCCUGUCCUGCCACAGGGGUUGCCUCAAGAAAAGCAGAUGAGCCAGAUAUGGUGCUUGUUACCCUAGCACUGGGGAGACAGCAGAAGGACCACUACAGGUUCCGGUCAGCCUGGGCCACAUGGCAAGAUCCUGUCUCAAAAAGAAAAAGCAAAUGCCUUUGUCUCCUUACCAUCGUUUUCUAUCUGGUUGUAAUAAAAGAUUCCUGGGUUAGGGAUGACAUUUUACUGAACCAAUUCUGUAUACUUUUAUUUUAUUAGAAAAAGUGGCAGCUAUAAUGUUAUUUUUAUUAGGGCUCAGAAACGUGAGGAAGUAAGUUGUAAAACUCCAGGGUGAGAUGCCGGUGUGGAACUUGACAGCCUAGUAUUCUCUAAGUAAUUACUUUAACUGUUGGUUAUAAUUUGGUUUUCUUGUACAGUGGAACACCAAUGUGAGGGUCUGUCUACACUUUCUAUGAAAUGUUAGAGGCAGGUCUAAUAAAUCCUGUAGUUGACUCUAUGCAAGUGUUUGAAUAAAAAGUAACUAAAUGUCAGAAGUGGAAAUUUCCUCUGCUUCUCUUGACAGUAUUAUCAAAGACUUCAAGGCAUUUUUACUAAGUAGUCAUUUUACAGUAAAUAAUGUUUUCUACAGUGGGUUUUAUCAAUGAGAUGUUUUAAAAUUGGAAAAGAAAUCUUGAACUUUACAUUUUUAAGUCAUUUAUUGUAAUUUUUUAAACUAAAAUCGAGUAGAUGCAAGUCUCAGAGGAGGCGUGUAGACUGAAGACAUGCCGAGGGAGACAGUAGUGAGUGCUUUUACGUGUUUCUCACGUGUUGGUUUUCAUGUACAGUGUUGACUAUGGUUCCACAGUGGUCCACAAUCUUCAGUUCUGAUUUGUGGAGUAUUAAGCAUCCUGGGUAGCAGGCAUAGCCAUUACCAAAUUACAGUUAUCAUUGUCCCUUCUUAGUAUUAGACAAAGAAAAAAUACAGAGUGAACUUAUUAGCAACUGAUUUUAUUAUAAGCAGAUCAGUGUUAGCAAAUUAAUAUUCCUGAAAACCUGUGAAAAGUUUUUAUAUCUUGAUUAUUAUUAAUUAGGCCAUUUUAUGUACUUGGAAGUUAACCCGUAAAAUUGCUCUGUUACCUUAUCAAAUGUGUAAUUUUGUGGCCCACAAGGCAUUUCUCACAAGUUUUUAAACCUCCAAUAAAAAUGAUCUAUUUUUCUUUAC
Nannospalax galili (Upper Galilee mountains blind mole rat) is the source of this 3737-nucleotide messenger RNA. It is a transcript of the gene Angel2, whose product is annotated as angel homolog 2. The record is from RefSeq and is a predicted model, not a curated record. Bases 134 to 1765 code for a protein of 543 amino acids. Gene Ontology annotation, molecular function: 3'-5'-RNA exonuclease activity; mRNA 3'-UTR binding. The transcript has 9 exons. NCBI's taxonomy places the organism in Eukaryota, Metazoa, Chordata, Mammalia, Rodentia, Spalacidae. Gene Ontology annotation, biological process: 3'-UTR-mediated mRNA stabilization.